Molecule: messenger RNA, 1853 nt
Organism: Petromyzon marinus (sea lamprey)
Lineage: Eukaryota; Metazoa; Chordata; Hyperoartia; Petromyzontiformes; Petromyzontidae
Product: transcription initiation factor TFIID subunit 11
Biological process (GO): transcription initiation at RNA polymerase II promoter; RNA polymerase II preinitiation complex assembly
Cellular component (GO): transcription factor TFIID complex; nucleus
Molecular function (GO): RNA polymerase II general transcription initiation factor activity; protein heterodimerization activity
Source: RefSeq, a predicted model, not a curated record
CCUAGUCUGCUCCUCUGCUCCUCCUGUUGCUGCUCUCCCUCCUGCUCCUCGCCGCUCCUGCUUCUGUUCCUCUCCAUUGCCUAUUGCUGUUUGCUCCUUCUCCCCUGCAUCGCGCGAGCUUGGUGCUUGUGCAAGAGAAUCGGACUCGAGCCCCGACCUGGCGCCCCACGGCGGCGGCAUUGGGGUGGCGUCUUCGGGGCGAUUGUCUCGUUCAGGGAGAUUCCCUGAGACGUGCCGGCACGCGGCCUGUGUGGGUGUGGUGGAGCUGCGUGCCACGAGCUGUGCUGCGGCGUUAUUUGACGAGACGCGCUUUUAAGAGCGAUCUGCAUUGUGAGGUUUGGCCAAUUGCCUUUUUUAGGACACAAGUCGCUGGUGCACGCACGCAGGGAGCGAGCGGUGAUGGAAGGCGCGGGCAGCGGAGCCGCGCUGCUGGGGAGCGCCGACCCCAAGGCCGCGGCUCUGAACGAUCGCGGGGAGGAGGCGGACGCCAAGGAAGGAGCGGCGGGCGAGGCGGCGGCGCUGGGAGCCGACGAGGAGGACCCGUCCUCGCCCGCCGCCCGCGCCAAACUUGAGAGAGAGAAAGCGGAGCGCGCACGGCAGAAGCACGACGAGGACGAGAUCCAGAAGAUGCAGAUCCUGGUGUCGUCAUUCUCGGAGGAGCAGCUGAACCGCUAUGAGAUGUACCGGCGCGCAGCCUUCCCUAAAGCCGCCUUCAAACGGCUCAUCCAGUCAAUAACGGGGUGCUCGGUGUCACAGAACGUUGUGAUUGCCAUGUCUGGCAUCGCCAAGGUCUUCGUGGGGGAAGUUGUGGAGACAGCGUUGGACGUGUGCGAGGAGUGGGGAGACACACCUCCCCUGCAGCCCAAGCAUCUGCGGGAAGCGGUGCGACGGCUCAAGGCACGUGGGCAGAUUCCCAACACGAAAUACAAGCGGGUGCUAUUCCACUGAAUGUACCACACAACACCACCUCCUGCCACCUGUCCAGGGCAACGAGUAGACCGCCAUCUACCAGAAAGAGGGGCGCAUGUGCACCUCACGACAGCAUAUGUAGUCUGCACUAAGCGCAGUUAUGCGGCCUUUAUUUAACUGCAGUGGGCUACGUCAUGUUCCACAAUUUUGACUGGAGUACAAAUACCUCCACCAUUUGUUUACAUUUGUCGAGCGUCAAUGUGCAAGAGUUAGUCACACACCCUAACUUAGUUUACCUCCGUCAGGUAAACAAAUAGGUGGCAAGACAUGAAAGGUCAUUAACACGACAUGCCGUGGCGUCAUAUUGUGGUAGACGCUGCACUGCUAAACGUCCAUGCGUUGUGUUGCUGCCCCCCACGUCCUCAUCGCUGCAGCUCACGCCCAGCUUCCUAACCCAUAAUUUUGCCCACCGGACAAAGGAGGGCUAGGGGCCCCAGGGGGGAGCUUGAGGGUCACGUGGUUGGGGGCGUGGCCUGGGGCGGAGCCGGCCAUGCCACGGGAGUUAUAAGCGGGUGUGAACAGGGAGCUGGGCUGUUCUACCCCGGGAUGAAGACAUCAGCAGUCGAGUCUCCGAUCGUUGUUCGUGACCAGGCAGCCUGUCUCCUGCCUUGGUAACGCUCUGUAGUAUUCCCCGAGUGUUCGUGAGAUUGGGAACAGUGGUCACCACCCUGUAUAUAAUGUUCACGUUGGUUGUUAAUAAAUAGUGUUGCCUCCAAGUUAAGUGUGCCUCAAUUGAACCCACGACAAUGUAAUACGCUCAAAUUUUUUCUUUUGUAAAAGUGACCAUUAACUAUUUCGCCAUGAGCUGUUGCAUUUUUUUACAUGUAAUAUUUUUUUGUUAAUAAAAAUGGCAUCAAUAAACGUGUAAAAUAUUGAAAAUUUUA